This is a messenger RNA of Lycium ferocissimum, 792 nucleotides long. Its product is annotated as probable RNA-dependent RNA polymerase 3. The transcript has 6 exons. Lineage: Eukaryota; Viridiplantae; Streptophyta; Magnoliopsida; Solanales; Solanaceae. The record is from RefSeq and is a predicted model, not a curated record. Gene Ontology annotation, biological process: siRNA processing. The coding region runs from base 1 to 792 and encodes 263 amino acids. Gene Ontology annotation, molecular function: RNA-directed RNA polymerase activity. Gene Ontology annotation, cellular component: nuclear RNA-directed RNA polymerase complex.
AUGUGCAAAUGUGAAUUAUUCAUCACCAAGGUGUUUUCCAUUGACUGUCUUCCAUCGCCUGCAGACAUUUUAGGUGAUGCAUUUGAUUCUCCUACAUCAGCUCCACGAAUACCAUCACCUCCAAUAAGUCCAGUGACAACUAGCUUUCAAAGAUAUCAUUACGAUCCUAGGCCAUCUGAAUUCAUAGAGAGGGCCAACACACAAGGAAUAAGUGAACAGUUGCUGGCACUUAGUAAGCUUGAAUUCAGGAAAUUCUUUUUGAUCCUAAACUACAUUGGGAGGAGGAAGUUGGAGGAUGUUAUUAUGCUCCAUGAUGUUGGUGACAUUUUGCAUCUGAUAUAUCAACCUAAGUCUCAUUUUGAGUCAUAUAUUUGGAAUAAAUAUGGUCAUCUUUGUGAACAUAAUAAACGAGUGCAGUAUCUUGAUUGGGAUUCAGGAAAGACUCAUCUCUACCAUUGCCAUGUUCAUUCGGAUGGAAGCUACACUUUUAAGGGUCCGUACCUGAAAGCAGAAAGAACCCAUCUGCAACAGUCAUUAGGAGAUGAGAAUGUAUUGAUUGUCAAGUUUGAGGAAAACGCCCCAGGGUCUCCAGAAGAGAUUGUUCAGAAUGGAAUUCUUGUUGGUUUGAGGCGCUAUCGCUUCUUUGGUAAUUACCUUUUCUAUAUGCCAACAAAGUAUUUCAAAUACCUUGUUCAUUUAGAUCAAGCUGGUACACCCUCCAUGCGAAGAGUAAAAACAUCUACAGCAGCUUUGUUUUUAAUAUAUGCAGCAUGGAAAACUUUUGUUUUGUAA